This is a messenger RNA of Mesitornis unicolor (brown roatelo), 3142 nucleotides long. It is a transcript of the gene CCDC80, whose product is annotated as coiled-coil domain containing 80. Lineage: Eukaryota; Metazoa; Chordata; Aves; Mesitornithiformes; Mesitornithidae. The coding region runs from base 620 to 3142 and encodes 840 amino acids. The transcript has 7 exons. The record is from RefSeq and is a predicted model, not a curated record.
GUUGUCUGAAGCUGGUUCGGAGCAGGGCUGGGGUUGCCCUGACAUUUCUGGGACCGCGGCCAGCCAAGAAGGGAAAGAAGAAGAAAAGACCAGUCUUUUACCAUUUGCUUUUGUCGAAGUGUGGAGAAAGGGGAAAGGGAAGCGCCCUUUUUUUGUCAGCAUCACAUUCCUGUGUUUUUCUUCAGCCUGGAAAAUACAUUAAUGGUGGUGCUUUCCUCUCUGGAAACAAAGGAGCUAAACGGGACUGUGGAAGGAGGAGGUGGGAAGGAGGCUUGGGAAGUUUAAACGAGGAAGACUUGUAGCAGCUGGGAUUUCCCUUUUCGUAAAUGAAAUCCCUGCCUGUGCAGGUAACCGAUAGAGCACAAAGCCAGAACUGCAGGUAAAUGGAGAGGCAGAGAUCUCAAAGGAAAUUUCCUCUACCCUCAUCCUGCUUGUCAAGAAAGUGAAAAAGAAAAAGUUAAAAGAUACACAGGGAGACGGACAGGCUCUGGGACCUGCUGGUCUGUGUACAGAUAAAUCACUGGGCAGCAGCAAAGCUGUAUGGCAUUGGUCUCCUUUUAAAGGAAAAAGACGUGAAACCUCGUUGCUGGAAGGGGAACUUCGCUGAGUGUAUUGCACAAUGAACUGGAGGCGAGCUCUCAGUUUAUCCCUGCUGUGGGCAGCAUGGCUAGUGUGUGGCUCUGAGAAGACAGGGAGGCUAGCAGAGAGAGGGAGCCAUAGAGUUAAGAAAGUGCCCCUGGCUUACAGGGCUCCAAGCAGCCUCCUGAGAAGGUCUGGAGCACCCCUGAGGAAUUCAAACCUGAAUCCCCAACACCCUGUGACUAAGAGGGAUUCUUCAGCACCUCCAAAGGCACCUGCCAAUCUCCUGCAAGGGGAAGCGCAUUCCCAGGCCAGGGGCAUGGGGACCAGAACAAGACGGGUACAGAGACUCACAGCUGCAGCCAAAUACUCCAGGUCUGAGAUGAUUAAGGAUGAAGGGAUAUCCCCUGCCUCACAGUCACGAGUGGUACGUUUCCCAUCAGGGUCAAGUUCUCCCAAUGUCCUGGCCAGCUUUGCUGGGAAAAAUCGGGUGUGGGUCAUUUCUGCCCCCCAUGCCUCUGAGGGAUACUACCGGCUCAUGAUGAGCCUGCUGAAAAACGAUGUUUACUGCGAACUGGCUGAGAGGCACAUCCAACAGAUUGUGAUGUUCCAUGAAGAAGGGGAAGAAGGGGGAAAAGUCAGAAGGAUAACCAACGAAGGAAAAAUUCUGGAGCAGCCACUAGAUCCUGCACUCAUACCUAAGCUCAUGAGCUUUCUGAAACUAGAGAAGGGGAAAUUUGGCAUGGUGCUGUUGAAGAAAACUCUGCAGGUGGAGGAAAGGUAUCCUUAUCCAGUCAGGCUAGAGGCUAUGUAUGAAGUUAUUGAUCAGAGCCCCAUCAGAAAAAUUGAGAAGCUGAGACAGAAGGGCUUCAUUCAGACUUGCAAAGCAGCUGGGGUGGAGGGACAAGUGGUUGAGGAUGGCAAUAAUGGGGGCAGCACCCAUGGUGGUGGACAUGUCCAGGUGUCAGCAAGGAAGGAGGAGCCAAGGAGGAGCAAUAAUCAGCCCACAAGGACCAAAACAGUGAGGAAAUCAAUGACAACCACAGUGGCCACUCCUCUGCCUACAGUAAGGACCACUACCCUCCCUCCCACCACUACAACUACCCGUGCCACCACCCGUGCAGUGACAACAGCAAGUCGGUCUACGACAACAACUACACCCCUCCCCACCACGCAGAGGACCUGGACCACAAAGUCACAUUCCACCACAGAGUACCACAGGCUGCCAGUAGGCCCUGAUGCCACGACACCACGAGUCACAGCCUCUCAGGAUUUCUACUCUCCUGUGUGGAAGGCAAACCGCAGGGACCGGCAGCGCAGCCACCCAGAGAAACACCUGCUGGCCACAAGGAAACCAAGCAAAGCUGCCCACUAUGACAGUUUCACAGAAGUCCCAACAGCUCCCUCAGUGCACUACACAAAGGCAAAUGUGGGCAGAUUUAAAGAUAACCGAACAGACAGGAAGGACUAUAACCAUAGAGACCUGAACAUCACACCAGGACAACACAAACCAACUAAGACUAAAUCGCCAAAAAAGAAGGCUCAAGAAAAGAUAUUGAGCAAUGAAUAUGAAGAUAAAUAUGACCUGAGCAAGCCUGCCAGUUCCCAUUUAGAGGAAGAGAUUGCAACAGGAAAUAUUCCCCCAAAGAAAGGAAAAGAAUCAAAGAAGCAUGAGCGAAUGGAUAAACCCGAGAAGAAGAAGAAGAAGGACAGACCUGACAAGGUGCACAAGAGUGAGAAGCAAUCCAAGAAGGACAAAGCAGAGAAAAAGAGCAAGCAGGACAAAGACCGCAGCAAGAAGAACAAGAAGGGGAGCAGGACUGAAAAUGAGGAUUUCCCCAAGCCAAACAAGAAGCCUUUCCUACAGCCUCCCAGGAAAUCGGCAGCCAACCUUUUGGAAUAUUUUGAAGGCAAAAGGCGGCUCAUUCUGAUCACAACCCCCAAGGCGGACAACACCAUGUAUGUACAGCAGCGAGAUGAAUAUUUGGAAAGCUUCUGCAAGAUGGCAACAAGGAAGAUCUCAGUCAUUACAAUUUUUGGCUCCAUGAACAACAGCAGCAUGAAAAUUGACCACUUCCAGCUAGACAAUGAAAAGCCCAUGAAAGUGAUAGAGGAUGAAGAUCUUGUGGACCAGCAGCUCAUCAGUGAGUUGAGGAAAGAGUAUGGGAUGACCUACAAUGAUUUCUUCAUGGUUCUGACUGACACUGACAUGAAGGUCAAGCAAUACUAUGAAGUACCCAUAGCAAUGAAGUCUGUAUUUGAUCUGAUUGACACCUUCCAGUCACGAAUUAAAGACAUGGAAAGACAGAAAAAAGAGGGCAUUGUCUGCAAAGAAGAUAAGAAGCAAUCCCUUGAGAGCUUUUUAUCCAGGUUCCGAUGGAGAAGGCGGCUGGUGGUGAUCUCUGCUCCCAGUGAUGAGGACUGGGCCUAUUCCCAGCAGCUUGCUGCUCUCAGUGGACAAGCUUGCAAUUUUGGUCUGCGCCAUAUAACCAUCAUCAAAUUGCUAGGACUUGGAGAAGAUAUUGGUGGUGUCUUAGAGUUGUAUCCAAUAAAUGGUAAGUGA